UGACAAUAUAAUUGGUGAUGAAGGUGCAUCAGGCUUAGGUUCUGCUUUAGCAAAUUGUAUUAAUCUCUCAAAUUUGACACUUGAACUUGAUGAAAAUUAAAUUGGUGCGAUGGGUGCAUCAGGCUUAGGUUCUGCUUUAGCAAAUUGCAUUAAUCUCUCAAAUUUGACACUUAACCUUUA
Tetrahymena thermophila SB210 is the source of this 180-nucleotide messenger RNA. Its product is annotated as DNA topoisomerase. The record is from RefSeq and is a predicted model, not a curated record. The transcript is spliced from 2 exons. The annotation marks the transcript as partial. NCBI's taxonomy places the organism in Eukaryota, Ciliophora, Oligohymenophorea, Hymenostomatida, Tetrahymenidae.